Molecule: messenger RNA, 4863 nt
Organism: Lytechinus pictus (painted urchin)
Lineage: Eukaryota; Metazoa; Echinodermata; Echinoidea; Temnopleuroida; Toxopneustidae
Product: HEAT repeat-containing protein 1-like
Exons: 18
Coding region: 18-2525 (835 amino acids)
Biological process (GO): positive regulation of transcription by RNA polymerase I; maturation of SSU-rRNA from tricistronic rRNA transcript (SSU-rRNA, 5.8S rRNA, LSU-rRNA)
Cellular component (GO): t-UTP complex; 90S preribosome; small-subunit processome
Molecular function (GO): snoRNA binding
Source: RefSeq, a predicted model, not a curated record
AUGUAUUGCAUAACAUCAUGGCCAUCUUCACGUUCAUGGGAGCGAGUCUUCUUCGUCAGGACGAUAGUCAUAGCUUUCAGAUCAUCCACAAGACUGUCCAGACUGUUAUACCUGCUCUAGUCAAGGCAAGCAAGGACCAAUCUCUUCCAUCAUCCUUGGCAGGCAACCUAGAGGAUGUUGUUACCAUGGUGAUGCAGACGUUUGUUGAUGCCUUCCCUCACAUCCCGGAGCAUCGUCGUCUGCCUCUCUUCACUCACCUGGUUCAGUCUGUGGGCGGGGCAGAGUAUCUGUGGAGGGUUAUCUUGUUGCUGAUUGGUGGAUAUGCAACCAAAGGUGCUACGGCUAUGCUUCCUGAAGAGACAGAAACUAAGGGUCCUGGAAGGAAUCUAGAGUUCUGGCUGACGCUGUGUCAUCAUUUUGAUCCUGAAAUCCAGGUGGUCAGUCUGACUAAGAUGCUGGCAUACCUCUCAACUCUCAAAGGAAAGAAAGAAGAUGUCUCCAAGACACCAUCUCGCUCUACCAGGUCAACACGUUCAACAGGAUUGACCUCGGGGUCAAAGGUCGCACCACAAGACCUGAUCUUUGAUCAAGAGUCUCAUAGUCCAAGGCAGCUGAGGCAUUUCAAGUUUACAUCAGUGGGAUUCUUAUCUCAGCUUCUUACAAGUGAUCCAUUCAUUUCACAGCUUGUGAAUCUAUCUGAGGAGAAAUCUGCAGCCAUGCAGGCACUAUAUCAAAAGCUUCUUGAGCAGACACUGUGUUACAUUACUCAUGUAGCCCACUGUAUUCAAGAUAACACGGAUCCUAACACUGCUAAGUUCUGGAGAGCUCUUCUUCACAAGGCUUAUGAUGUUUUAGACAAGGUUAACUACUUGCUACCUGCCAAGGUGUUUAUUGGUGUAGUAUCAGGUCUGAUCUCUAACCGUCUCCCGACGGUCAGGAGGAAAGCUAUAGAGCUUCUUAAUAACAAACUCAUUCAAAACAAGGAAGGCUUCGAGGAGGAAGAGACUGCAAUGCUACUAGCUAUGCUUGAUACGUUGCUUGUAAUAGCGAAGUCAUCUCGUGAGAACCAGGCUGAAAUGGAUGAGCUAGACAUCAAUCGCCAGACUGCCCUCUAUAGUCUCAAGUUACUCUGCAAACUGUUCGGCAGUGAACAUCGAAAGCAGUUUAUCAAGGUGAUGGAGGUCGCACUUGAUGUUGUCAUGGAGACACAAAUCAACAACCAGGUGUUAGCAAGUGGUUUACUUUGCUUAGCUGAAACAGUGAGUAGUAUAAAAGCCCAUGCUAUACCCUACCUUGGUCGAUUCAUGCCACCUCUACUGGAUACACUGACAAGCAAGACUCAUGUAACAAGUUCUGAUUUACAUCUUCUGAGCACAGUGACAACCAUACAGAAGAUCUUGGAGACUCUCCCUCACUUCCUUAGUCCAUAUCUUGGUCAGCUGCUUCAACAGGUGUGUCGUCUGUCCGGUUAUCGUCAAGAUGAAGAGAAGUCUCAGCUGACGUUACGUCUGAAGGCAUGUCGUCACCAGCUCUCCACAGCGCUACCCCCGAGAGUUCUCAUUCCUGCAGUCAGUGAAUGCUACAAGAUCAGUGUGACAAAAAGUCAGUCUAGCAUCGGUCCUCUGAUGUCCAUCUUGAGUGACCAUCUUGACCAACUACCCAAGGAAGAUCUCUUGAGCCAUCAUCAUGCUACGGUCAGCCUCUUCCUACAAGCUUUGGAGUAUCGGUCAACCCAUGCAGAGAGUUCUCUUGAUGAGGUAUCAAGUAUUGAAGGUCAUGUGAUAGAUGCUAUGAAUACCAUGGUAAUGAAGCUCUCCGAGGCUACAUUCAGACCAAUGUUUCUCAAGGUAUAUGAAUGGGCGACUCGUGGCAGCAACCCAGAGAGGCUCCUCACCUUCUAUCGCCUUGCCGAUAGUAUAGCAGAGAAACUGAAGAGCCUCUUCUGUCUUUUUGCUGGUCACCUGGUAGCAAACAUUGCAGGAAUCCUCGAUGCUAAUAAUGUCAUCAAAACAGACAAGCCUUUCUAUGAUGGCCCUCAUAUAAAAGAGAAGUCAGCCAGUCUUCUGGGUUAUUCUCUCGAUUGUCUACAUAAGUGUUUUCAUUAUGAUAAGGGAGACUUUGUGAGCAAAGAGAGAUUUGAGAAACUUAUGCAGCCUCUUGUUGAUCAGAUUGAGAACACACAAGGAGGAGAUGACACCUAUGAGGACCGCAUCACAGGUCACCUGACACCAUGCAUCGUUCAGUUCAUGGUUGCCGCUAGAGACCCCUCCACCUGGCAACCUCUGAACUAUCAGAUCCUUCUCAAGACAAGAAACUCUUCUCCAAAGGUUCGUUAUGCUGCCCUCACAGUCCUUCAGGCCGUUCAUUCUCAGUUGGGUGAGGACUACCUCUCACUGCUGCCUGAAACUAUUCCAUUCUUGGCUGAACUCAUGGAAGAUGAAUCUGAGGAGGUUGAACAGCACUGUCAGGAUGUAGUAUCAGAGCUGGAGAAGACUCUAGGAGAACCACUUCAGAAAUACUUCUAGGAAAUCAUCCAACUCCACAGUUCUUCACUUCUUACUGGGUACCAUUUUACAUCACCCAGGUGGUAGAUCCAGAAAUGGGGGGCACAACUGUUACAUAAAUUUUGAUCUAGGAGAGUCCUUUGCUUGUCCAUGUUUCCAUGUUGUACAGUGCAAAUACAGACUUCUUGCUCAGCGACAUAUUGAAGAAUCAAGAACAGAGUAAAUGUUUUGUUUUAAUCAAGAGCGAAACUGCUGUUUUGGUUCACAAAAAGACUUCUUAGUUCUGUGUCAUUUGACGGGCAUUUGAUAAUACAUUUACUCUGUUUGUGAAUCCUCUAUGCAUUGCUGAGUGAUUAUUCCCUUUGAAUACAGUGUUCUAGUCAGAUCUCUUCAUUAGAUGUAAAUGAGAGGCAAAUAAGUUUUAACAUUAAAUUCCUACAUCAAAGGUACUAUCUUGGUUAUAAAAAGACCUCUUAAUGAUUAGAUCUUAUUUUAAAUUCAAAGCGAUAAUUUAGGAGGAGCAUGUUAAUCUAUAUCUUCAAAUCUGAAUACAUGUUUGUUUUAAUUAAACAUGUGACUUUAUAAAAAAGACCCUUAAAUUUUUUUUGUGGAUUUAUGUCUUUAAAAAAAUGGAAAUUGCUCUGUUAUCAUUAGAAAUCACAAAUACAUGUGAUUUAAUCAGAGCUGCCAAGUGGUAGAUUUUAUCCUAAUUAACUAGGAUUUUUUUUAAAGUGGAAAUUGAAAUUAAGUAGGAUUUUCCCCCAGGAAAAUAGGAUCUUUGAAACUUGUUAGAAUGAUGAUUUUUGGUCUGUUUUUUGUCUCACCUGCAUAGCAGAGUGAGACUAUAGGCGCCGCUUUUCCGACGGCGGCGGCGACGGCGGCGUCAACACCAAAUCUUAACCUGAGGUUAAGUUUUUGAAAUGACAGCAUAACUUAGAAAGUAUAUGGACCUAGUUCAUGAAACUUGGCCAUAAGGUUAAUCAAGUAUUACUGAACAUCCUGCCUGAGUUUCAUGUCACAUGACCAAGGUCAAAGGUCAUUUAGGGUCAAUGAACUUAGACCAUGUUGGGGGAAUCAACAUCAAAAUCUUAACCUAAGGUUAAGUUUUUGAAAUGUCAUCAUAACUUAGAAAAUAUAUGGACCUAGUUCAUGAAACUUAUACAUAAGGUUAAUCAAGUAUCACUGAACAUUCUGCAUGAGUUUCACGUCACAUGACCAAGGUCAAAGGUCAUUUAGGGUCAAUGAACUUUGGCCGAAUUGGGGGUAUCUGUUGAAUUACCAUCAUAACUUUGAAAGUUUAUGGAUCUGAUUCAUGAAACUUGGACAUAAUAGUAAUCAAGUAUUACUGAACAUCCUGUGCAAGUUUCAGGUCACAUGAUCAAGGUCAAAGGUCAUUUAGGGUCAAUGAACUUUGGCCAAAUUGGGGUAUUUGUUGAAUUACAGCCAUAAAUUUGAAAGUGUGUUGGUCUAGUUCAUAAAACUUGGACAUAAUAGUAAUCAAGUAUCACUGAACAUCCUGUGCGAGUUUCAGGUCACAUGAUCAAGGUCAAAUGUCAUGUAAGGUCAAAGAACUUUGGCCACGUUGGGGGUAUUUGUUGAAUUGCCAUCAUAUCUCUAUAAGUGUAUUGGUCUAGUUCAUAAAACGUGGAAAUAAGAGUAACCAAGUAUCACUGAACAUCUUGUGUGAGUUAUAGUAGUUUUCAAAAUCAGCACUGCUGCUAUAUUGAAUCGCGUGAUGCAGGUGAGACGGCCAGAGGCAUUCCACUUGUUUAAACUUUUAAAGAAAAGUAGGAUAUUAGGCUUGAAAAUAGGAUAAAAAGAAAUAGACAAUAGGAUUUUUUCACGUUUAAGAUGUACAUAACGAAUCAUUCUGAUCAUUAUUUUGAAAUGAUUCAGAUUGGAAUUCAUCCAUGUCAAACAUUAAGAUCAUAAUCAUUAUUAGUUACUAUAUCACUGGGCCCUGUCUUACAAAGAGUUACGAUUGAUCCAAUCAACCACAACUAUGGAAAGCCAGCAACAUAUAAAAUACAUGUUUGUUCAAAACAUUUCCAGAUAUGAUGUAUAUUUAUACAUUCAUAGUUUUCUUGAAAAUUCAAUUGGCUUCUCUUUAUUUACAAAGGACGUUGUUCAAAUUUCCUGUAGUAGAAAUUAUGACAUUGAUGGAUUUUUACAUAGCUAAGGUUGAUCUGAUCACUCGUAGCUCUUUGUAUGACGGGUAUUGACUGGUAAAAUCAUGAUUUUUCUCUGUUUUGUCAUAUUUUCCGCAGAGGAAUAUAUUUUUGCUUCAUAUACAUACUCAAUAUGGCAUUAUAAGAAAUACAGCUCGAGACAUACAAAAAAUAGUAUAGUAUUUUUCUUU